This is a messenger RNA of Entelurus aequoreus (snake pipefish), 3246 nucleotides long. RefSeq names its product gastrula zinc finger protein XlCGF57.1-like. Gene Ontology annotation, molecular function: DNA-binding transcription factor activity, RNA polymerase II-specific; RNA polymerase II cis-regulatory region sequence-specific DNA binding. The record is from RefSeq and is a predicted model, not a curated record. NCBI's taxonomy places the organism in Eukaryota, Metazoa, Chordata, Actinopteri, Syngnathiformes, Syngnathidae. The transcript has 4 exons. Bases 236 to 1570 code for a protein of 444 amino acids. Gene Ontology annotation, biological process: regulation of DNA-templated transcription.
CUAUGGUCUACGUCACCUCCUGUCGUCACGUCUUGCUAUUGCUAUUUCCGUGUUGCUGUGCUAAUCAUAUCGAUCGAUGAGGAAAGGUGUAAUCUGUUCCAGUCACUGGAACAACGUCCGUGCUGAACAUUUCCACCGAGCUGGCGAGGUGAGACGCCAUACAACUCACAUACAUUGACUCGACGACGUCAGUGAAGAACAUCUUCCUCCUGAGCAGCAGGAGUGGACCUCCAACAUGAAGCAGGAGGAGCUACAGCUCCCUCAGAUUAAAGAGGAAGAAGAGGAGCCACAGAACCCCUACUUUGAAGAGGUGGAGCCACAGUCCCCCCAUAUUAAAGAAGAAGAGGAUGAACCAUCGCCCCCCCAUACCAAAAAGGAAGAGGAGGAACACAGCAUCAGUCAGGAGGGAGAGCAUAUUGAAAGGUUGCGGGAGUUCCGGGUGAUUGGUGACAUUGUGAAGAGUGAGGGUGAUGAGAUCAAAGUUGAAAGUGUGAAGAGAGAGGUGGAGCCUUCAAGCAGCAGCUCAACUCGACACAUAACAGAAGCUCAUGGAGACCACUGUGGAGGAUCACAAGCAGAUAACCUCUUAAUUCCACUUUCAGAGAGUGAGGACACAACAUCACACUCUUCUGACACUGAUGAUGAAGACUAUCAAGCUGGUAUGACACGUGACACUGACAACACACAUUUGAAAUGCUCUCAUUGUGACAAAACUUAUAAAUACCAUAGCCUACUGAAAACACACAUGAGAAUACACACUGGAGAGAAACCAUACAAGUGCUCAGUUUGUGGUAAAAGUUUUCCCCAGAAGGCAAGUUUGACCAAACACAUGAAAAUACACACUGGAGAGAAACCUUUUUCAUGUUCAAGUUGCAAUGAAAGCUUUUGUGACAGAACAAAUCUUGGAAGGCACAUGAGAAUACACACUGGUGAAAGACCAUUCAUAUGCACUGUGUGUGGUAAAGGUUUCACUCAUCAAGGAAAUUUGACACAACACACAAGAAUCCACACUAGAGAGAAACAGUUUACCUGUUCAGUGUGUGGUAUAGGUUUUGUACAACAAUCCCAUCUGAAAAAACACAUGGUAAUACACACCGGAGAGAAACCAUUCAUAUGCUCAGUUUGCGGUAGAAGUUUUGCUCAGAAAGGAUCUUUAACAAAACACAUGAGAAUACACACUGGAGAGAAACCUUUUUUAUGUUCCAGCUGCAACAAAAGCUUUUCUGACAGAUCAAGUUUUGUAAGACACACAAUAACACACUCUGGCGAGAAACCCUUCAUGUGCUCAAUUUGUGGUAAAAGAUUCUAUUACAAAGGAAAUUUGACAACACAUUUUAAAAUACACACUAUAGAGAAACGGCGUGUAAAACCUUUGAGAACGCACUCUGGUGACAGACCAUUUGUGUGCUCAGUUUGUGGUAAAAGUUUCACUCAGAAAGGAAAUUUGAAAACACACACUAAAAUACACAUUCAAGAGAAAAUGCUCACCUGUUCUCUGUGUGGUGAAGGUUUUGAACAAAAAGUAGAAUUUAAAAAACACAUGAGAACACACAGUGAGAGAACGUGUUGAGUUGCAGUGUGUGUUAAAGAUUCUCUGAUACGUGCCAGGGUAAAAGUCAGUAGUGUGCUGAGGUAUAUUCCAGAAAGCAGGUUAAGUAAAACCUCUGAGAUUAGGGAAAUGUAGGGUUUUUUAUUCAAAAAAAGAGAGGUUAGUCAAUGUCAGUUACCAUGGUAACAAACUCUACCUAACCUGUUCACUGGCAGGUUUCCUUGAACAAACCCUGUUUUUUAUGGUUCCUCCCUCCUGAUCAGAAAUAGUUCAAACAAAUAAUUACUGACAGUUUAUGCAGGUAGAGGAUUUUCAGGCCAUGGCUAGUAAUAUAUACUAUCGUUGUAUAUUGACAUGGUAUCAGUGUAGAAAUCUACUAAACCACUCCUUCAUAAGUCACCAGCCUGAUUUGUAUAAACUACCCUGAACUGUGAAAUGCGGUGGAAACACAAACCACACACCUAUAGUUAAAAAAAGUAAAGGUUCCAGGAACCGAAAGUUCUGGAAAAUGGCCUAUUGUUCAAGCUAAAACAUAAAUUAUUGUCAUUUCACUUGCAUUAGUUUGCGCUACGUGGGUGCUAAUAUUUGGCAUCAAGCCAAGCAGCUGUGCGCGCGUCUACGUAUCUUUAUGUGCACAACAUAGGAGCUAGUUAACUACGUUACAAUUAAACUUAUUGUGUAGGUCUGUAUUAUUGUUAUUUAAAGGCCUACUGAAAGCCACUACUACCGACCACGCAGUCUGAUAGUUUAUAUAUCAAUGAUGAAAUCUUAACAUUGCAACACAUGCCAAUACGGCCGGGUUAACUUAUAAAGUGACAUUUUAAAAUUCCUGGGAAAUAUCCGGCUGAAACAUCGCGGUAUGAUGACGUAUGCGCGUGACGAAGUCCGAGUAACGGAAGUUAUGGUACCCCGUAGAAUCCUAUACAAAAAGCUCUGUUUUCAUUUCAUAAUUCCACAGUAUUCUGAACAUCUUUUGCAAUUUUUUUAAUGAACAAUGAAGGCUGCAAAAAAGACAGUUGUAGGUGGGAUCAGUGUAUUAGCAGCGGACUACAGCAACACAACCAGGAGGACUUUGUUGGAGCGCUAGCCGCGCUAGCUGCGCUAGCCGCGCUAGCCGCGCUAGCUGCGCCAGCCGCGCCAGCCGCGCUAGCCGCCGACUUCACCUUGACUUCCUACGUCUCUGGGCCGCCAAACGCAUCGGGUGAAGUCCUUCGUCCUUCUGCCGAUCGCUGGAACGCAGAAAUAUAUUGUUUUAACCCAAGGACUACAAAGCAGAGAGAUGGCAGGAUCUGCCCAAGUUCUAGACGACCUCUCUUUGAACCUCCUUUUUCAACUGUACAGUAUUACGAACCUUUUUUUGAACUGUAUUACUAACCUCUUUUUGAACUCUUUUACGACCUUUUCUGUGAACUGUUUACGACCUUUUCUUUUGAACUGUUGUAAUCAAAGGCGGUGUCUGUUUACGGCCUCGUUCCUGAGAAGCGGCUGUUGUCAUGUGGUCAGAGAAAGUCCAAAUAAAGCGGGAGGCGUACAAUCUUUUGGCAGAGCGUAAUGACACUGUGCAAGCGUACAGAUGUCCAAGCAUCUCUCCUCAAAUUGAGCCAAAUUGAAUUCUGUCUCUGUUUAAUUCUUUGCUUCUUGUCUUGUUUAAUAGAUGUCAUCAGUGUUUGAGCUUGACAAUAUUCAUAAACUUUUUC